Molecule: messenger RNA, 4918 nt
Organism: Octopus sinensis (East Asian common octopus)
Lineage: Eukaryota; Metazoa; Mollusca; Cephalopoda; Octopoda; Octopodidae
Product: collagen alpha-1(I) chain
Exons: 51
Coding region: 210-4499 (1429 amino acids)
Molecular function (GO): extracellular matrix structural constituent; protein binding
Source: RefSeq, a predicted model, not a curated record
GAAUUAUUCACUUGGUCGCUAGCCCAUGUCAGGCUAUAGACGGCGUUAUCGUAGAUUCUAGGAAUAUCCAGUGUUGCAUUAGACAUUUUGUUUUUUUUGCAGCACGGUUGCUCCUAGUUAGCUAGGACCCGGUGCAUUGUCGGGCCGUCAAUUUUAAUUCCUAUACAAAAACUGGAUCUAGGGAAUUUCUACUCUAUAUACCAUUAACGAUGCAUUCUAUUUCUUGGUGGAGGGCAUGUCUUUUGUCUGCCCUCGUUCUCGGAUUGGGAACGGUGUCGUCAGGCGAAGAAGAAAUGACCAGUAAACUUGAACUAUCAGGCUGCUACUUUAGCGGACGUUUUUUUAAAGAUGGUGAUACGUGGGAACAAGACGAAUGUUCUAUCUGUACUUGUACAAAUGGUGAAGUGUCUUGUGACACCCGUGAAGGUUGCGACGUUGAUAAGACUUCAGCGGCUGAAGGCCCUGAUCAGCAGACUGUCUACCGUUCUGGACCACCUGGAAACCAGGGACCAGAAGGAGUUCCCGGAAGACAAGGAGAGAGGGGUGAUUCCGGAUCUGAUGGUCAGAAUGGAGUCCCAGGACCACCAGGACCUCCAGGUGAAGUCAGCCAGAAUGCUGCCGCUGCAUAUAAACAAUACCAAAACAAUAUGCAAAACGACAAAGCAGGAACUGGAUAUGCUCGGGGACCAAACUAUCUUCAAGCUCGUGUCGGAGCUAUGGGACCAAGAGGAGCACCCGGACAGCAAGGACCUCCCGGACCACAAGGUUUGAGAGGACCUGCUGGUGAACCUGGUGAAGCUGGACCCGUCGGACGCUCAGGUAUCAGAGGACCUGCUGGACCUCCCGGAUCAAGAGGAGUCGAUGGUGACCCAGGACGUGACGGCAACCCCGGAGCUAGAGGUUUACCCGGCACACCUGGAAUUCGUGGAACUCCCGGAAUCCCUGGUCUCCCAGGACCCAAGGGACACAGAGGUUUUACUGGAUUCGCUGGUAAAAACGGCAACUCUGGUCUUGAUGGACCUAAGGGAGCUGCUGGCAACAUGGGACCAAUCGGUUUACCCGGAGGCGCUGGAGCACGUGGUGCCCCAGGUGAAAGAGGACGAUCUGGAUCUAGUGGACCUCCAGGAAUGCGUGGAGUUGAUGGAUUAUCUGGAAACGGUGGACCACCCGGAAGCGUUGGAAAACAGGGAGCCCCUGGUUUCCCUGGAACUCCUGGCCUCAAGGGUGAAGCCGGUUCUCCUGGUCCUAAGGGAGCUGUAGGACCUCAAGGCCCACGCGGAGAAAACGGAAAUGCCGGUGGUGCCGGUGAAGCCGGAUCCCCUGGACCCCAUGGUCUUCCCGGACCAAGUGGAGAAAAAGGUAGCCGUGGUAACCCAGGACCUACCGGUGCACCCGGAUUCCCCGGACCUCGAGGACCAACUGGACCUGUUGGAAGCCCAGGCAAAAAGGGAACUAAAGGUAUCCGUGGAGAACAAGGAACUCAAGGUUACAAAGGACAACCAGGAAGUAAAGGACCACGCGGCCCCUCUGGAGACCGUGGAUCUCCCGGACCCGCUGGUUCUGAAGGAAAGAGAGGUAUUGCUGGCGCCCCAGGCCCAGUCGGUGGUGUUGGCCCAUUUGGAGAGCGUGGACCUCCAGGCGAACGUGGUCUUUCAGGAGCUGACGGACUUCCAGGACCCAAAGGAGCUGAUGGAGAAAAAGGACCUCGUGGAAAAGUUGGUGACACUGGAGCAUCCGGAGAGAGAGGACGCCCAGGUUCCCCUGGACUUCAAGGACCAAUCGGUAUUCCUGGUAUGCCUGGCGCUGAUGGCCGUUCUGGCCCACCUGGACCUCCCGGAGCUGUUGGAAAUGAUGGCAACCCCGGUGAAAUGGGACCACCAGGUAUUCAAGGUCUUCCCGGAGCCCAAGGACCUGCUGGAGGCAAAGGAGAAAUUGGUUCUCCUGGCCCCGGUGGCAAAGACGGUCCUGCCGGACAACCUGGUCUCCCAGGUGACCCAGGACAACCAGGCGCUCGUGGACCACCCGGUCCUUCCGGAUUAGAAGGUGAAGCUGGCGAGAGAGGAAGCCCUGGCAGCGAUGGAGCUCCUGGUAGACAGGGAUUCCCAGGAAGCCAAGGACCACCCGGAGAGCCUGGAAAAGCAGGUGAACCUGGAACAAUUGGAAACACCGGUGUUCCCGGACGAAAUGGACCUCGCGGUGACCGUGGAUUCCCCGGAGAACGUGGACCUCCCGGAACUGAAGGAACUGCCGGACCACCCGGUCCACCUGGAAGUUCUGGUCCUGAUGGAGAAAGAGGCGCUCCCGGACCCAAAGGAACACCCGGAGAAGCUGGUGGCCAAGGAAUGAUCGGUAUGCCCGGUCCCAGAGGUGCAAUUGGUAGCCCAGGACCUAAAGGAGAAUCUGGUGAUGCUGGUUCUCCAGGAUUUGAUGGUGAAGUAGGACGUCCUGGACGCCCUGGUCAUCAAGGUGAACCCGGUCUUGCCGGACCCCCUGGCCCUAAACCAGAGAAAGGUGCUCGCGGAGAACCUGGACCUGCUGGUGAUCCUGGACAGCCCGGUGCCCCUGGUGAUAGAGGAGGCCCUGGACUUCAAGGUGAACAAGGUCUUCCUGGACUUCCCGGACCUAUUGGACCAGCUGGACCUAAAGGACCCUCAGGUGAUCGUGGAAUAAAGGGAGAAGUCGGUGGUGUUGGACCACAAGGUAACCCAGGUCGUAUCGGACUUCCCGGUCCUGAUGGCAUUCGUGGAAAGCGUGGACAACGUGGUGAAGGCGGUCUUACUGGAAUCCCCGGAGAGCCUGGAUCUAGUGGUCUUCCCGGACCUCAAGGUCCCCCUGGUCCUUCUGGAAGCCCUGGAGAGACUGGUGUUCCUGGAGAAAUCGGAAUUAAGGGUGCACGAGGAGAACAGGGAUAUGCUGGACGCAACGGUGAUGUCGGACCUCAAGGAUUCCCCGGUAUUCCCGGACAGAAGGGAAUUCAAGGAGAGAAAGGACCCACUGGAAACGGAGGCCCACUCGGACCAGCUGGACGUCAAGGUGAACGUGGUCUUCCAGGUAUUCCUGGAGUACAGGGAGAACGUGGACCUAAGGGACCACUUGGACCUCAGGGAGAUCCCGGAGAUCCUGGACAAUCUGGACGUGAUGGAGCCCAAGGCCCACAAGGUUUGCCUGGAGCACCAGGAACACCUGGUAUCCCUGGAGAAGCCGGACAAGUUGGUAACUCUGGACCUGAUGGCGAGAUCGGUAUUAGCGGUCGACCCGGAGAACAAGGACCUUCUGGUGAGUCUGGAGCAGUUGGCAGACCCGGCUCUGUAGGACUUCCUGGACCCCAAGGGGCACCAGGACCUUCUGGACCAAGUGGAAUUAGAGGAGAGAAGGGAGACGUCGGACCCGCUGGACCAGCUGGACUUGCCGGAGCCAGAGGAUCACCCGGACCUGCCGGAAUUGUCGGAGUCGACGGAUCUCGUGGACCAUCUGGUUUGAAGGGUUCCAAAGGACACCGUGGAUUUAGUGGACUUCCAGGUUUACCUGGAGCUAAGGGAAAUGAUGGAGAGAUCGGUACUCCAGGACCACCAGGACCUCCCGGACCCAUGGGACCUGAUGGCUCACGCGGACGCUCCGGAAAAGACGGUAUCUCUGGACCACCAGGAGUUAACGGCCGCCCCGGACCUCGUGGACCACCUGGAGAAGAAGGACGCAUGGGUAUUACUGGAGGCGCAGGACCAGCCGGACCUCCCGGACCCAGCGGACCAUCUGCUGCUUACUCUGCCAACCACAUCAGCAACUGGUUUACUAAGGGCCCUGAUCCUUACAUGCAAGAUCAAAAUCAAGAACACAGUCCUACCGUCAUUGAAACUCUCAGCCAAUUGAAGAAAACUUUCAAAGAGUUAAAGAAUCCAACAGGGUCAGCGGAUUCCCCAGCCAAGACUUGUAAAGAUCUUGCUGAACACUACCCAGAUUUGAAAGAUGGUUUCUAUCACAUCGAUCCUAAUGGUGGAACCAUAAUUGAUGCCGCCAGAGUUUAUUGUAAAAUAAGCACAAAAGAAACCUGCAUUGUUCCUUCACCAGUACAUCACAAGAAACCAGAACAAGUCAAUGAAUCUGGUGCUGAUUACAUGCUAGCAACUAAAAAAGAUGGAUUCAGCUACAAGGCUGACGGCCGUCAAAUCAAGAUGUUGCAAGUUUUAUAUAAGAAGGCUUCACAGAACGUUACUUUCCAUUGCCGCAAUACUGUCGCUUAUAAAAACGCCCAGACUGGUAGUACAAGGCAUGCUCUGAAAAUUGAAGAUUUCGAAGAAAACAUGCUAAAAUCUACAGGCAUCGCACGAUACUCUGUUAUAAGCGAUGGAUGUCAGCACAAGACCAAUAAGUUUGAAAAAACUGUGAUAGAGCUCAACUUAGAGUAUCCAACGAGGUUGCCAAUUAGAAAUGUUAAGGUCUUUGACUAUGGCAAAGAUGAUCAAGAGUUCACUGUGGAAUUGGGACCGGUCUGCUUUCACUAAAUUGUCAGGGAAUUUUAUUUUUGUUUGACUACAUCUACGUCUGAUGCUAAAUCCACACUGAUAACACCAAAAAGUGGAUCUCAUAUCCUGUCAAUUCUGGAUAAAAAUAUUAAUGUUAAACCUGGAAGCAGAGUCAACUCUUCACACCUUUUUACGCUCAUAAACAGUUCGCCAUCUUUUCGCGUGCACCUGACACCGAACAGUUGUUGAAAUUCUGGGGUAUCUGCGUCUAAUACACGCUUACCCCAAGUUCCCUAAGAGCGUCUUCUGAUUUCGCAAUGGUGCAAAUGUAAAUAAGAAAACAAUGAGUUGAUUCUGGUUUCAUAACAUUGCUGAAAUGUUAAGUUCCAUCUUGCCCAUGUCGGACAUUUGCUGAGACAAAAUGAAAGAAAAUAAAAUUUGGAAUUUUAGAAAAAAAA